AUACUGAAAGAAGAGAUACAAUAUAUAUAUGAUACAAAGUAGGUAAAAAUGCAGUGCGUAAAAUCAAUAAACAUACUACCUGCGUCAAUGAUGGUAAGUAAAUACCAGCAAACACACAAUGUAUAAACAUCUAAAACAAAACAAAAAAAAUUUCUGACAAUUUAAUGACACCAGCAUCUACUUUUCAUAGUUAAUACAGUUCCCUCGCUUUUUUUUCUUUUUACCUUUGUUUGACCUCUACAUUCCUAUUAGCUUCUGCUACAGUAUUGGUCUCCUGCCAUGAUAAUUAUAGUAACUAUAUAUAUCUAAAUCUAGCACUUGUAAUUUUACUCAUUUUCUUACUGGCAAAAAUAAAUUUAUAUUUUUAUUACUUCCAGAACACUGCACAUAUUUUUGUCACUAGGUUUUAUAAAUGACUUCUAACUUGUACAAUACAUUCAUAAGCGUACAUAAGUGGCAAGUAUGAGAUAUUAUUUAUUAACAAUUUGUUUUACAAUCAUGUAUAUAAAAUAUUCUAGCUUCUCGAGAAAAGUCGCUAAUUAAAGUCAAUGAAGAAGGCAAUUAAUUUAGCAAAGCUUUGCAUACCACCAUCCUGAAAUAAGUUAUAGUUAGACUAUAGCUUGUAUUUUUGAGAUGGUAUAUAUUGCAAGGAAGUGGUAUGCCAGAAAAUUUGGGAAAAAACAACGAAAACAAACAGCAAGAUGCUAAAAAUACUGAAUAAAUAGAUUAAAUUUUUUAGGGAUUUUAAUUGCUUAAAUCACGAAUUUUUAAACAUGUAAUAAUUUCGAAAAGUAGGAAUAAGACUAUUCCAAGACAUGGAUUCAAGAUUUCCACAAUUUUUCUAAUAGUUCCUAUUUAUAAGAACACACACACAUACCAUAAAUUUUAUGUCAGGAAGUUAUAGGUAGUUAAAAACACAGAGUAAAUAUGUUGAUGUCAAUGGUGUAAAAUUCAAACCAACUAACUUUUGAGAGGUUUCACAGGGUCUGUAUUAGGCCCAAUGCUUUUUCUAAUCUCAGUUGGUUUGGAUAUACAACCAGAACAAGAGAUAUGGGUAGUUACCUAGCUUUGUAGAUAUCACACUAACACUAAAAUAGAUUAAUGUCUCUUGCACACCUUUAAAUUUCAAAGUGAUUUAAAUACAAGUGUUUAAGCAUCUAAAUUAUGAGAAAACAGACUUUUUGAAACCACUUUAUGUUAAAGGGAUUGAAAAGUUAAAGUUACUCAUCAAGUUUUUCAGAAUUGUUCAAAAAUUCAAUCUGUUCUAGGCUGUAUUAAAUCUAAAUUCAAAUUCAUCUGUAUCAAUUCUGUCCUUAUUACCCCCUGUCAAGUUUUCUCAGUCUUUGGCCCUGUAACUAAGUGUCUAUAUCUUUUUACCUGAUUAUCUUCCUUCAUUUUUCCAAAUGUGCCCACCAACCCAAUCUUCUUAUGUUUAUAACAUCUUAAAUGCUAGCCUGCUUCUUAGCUUAUCAAACCUCUUUUGUCUCUUAGACUGUCAUUACACAUUAACCUACCAUUCUUUUAUCAUUUAUUUCUAAACAGUCAAAAUCCUCUUAAUUAAACUAUGAUGUUACAAUCAAAAAAUUUCUGAUUUACCAUUUUCACUUGGACUAAACCCAUAGUGAAAAUGAAGUUGUAAGAAAUUAUAUAUAUCUAAAUUAUCUCUGAAUCAUGACACAUUUUUUGUUACACCAAAAGGAGAUGGUCAAAUUCCUCUUAUUCAAAAAUCCAUCACUUUGCUCAAAUGCUUAUAUAAUAAUAGUUUAUUACAAUGUUACUGUUUUUUUGUUUUUUGCUGCUCUAUCUUGCAAAGUUUUAUGAGAAUUUAGGGACAAAACAGUGUUUAUUGCGUCAUUUUCUAGGAAAAUGGAGGGGAAUUAUCAAAAAGGUUCCAGGCCAUUACAACAAACAAAUACUUUCCAAAAAAGAAUUUGGGAGAAUUUUUGUGACCAACUUUUAAAUAAUUUAUAAUAUAAGUUGUUUUAAAAGUUUGUUUCUCUUUAACUUUGGAAUAAGGAAGGUGUGAACAAAUAUGUAAACAUGUAAAAUAAUAUUUUAGAAGGAAUAAUGUUUUCCGUAUUUUGCGUUUUAGUGGUUUAAGUGGUUCUGACCAAGAAGAGGUUCUUUUCACAAAUUUAAAUGGAAUGACUUAUGUCAACAGAAAAAAAAGAAUGCUGUUCCAAGAUUUUGUUCUCAAAAUAGCUGGAGAAAUACAAGAUAAUUUCAAUAUACAUUGGGUAAUGUAUUUAACUCCAAGGCCCGAUGUGGAGGAAAAUGACAGAUAUAUAGUUUUAUCUCAAGAUAAUCUACAAACAACUACAAGUUAUAUAAAAGGAGUUCAAAGAUACUAUCCUAAAGGCAGCCUAGGUGUGGGGGCUGACAUUAAAACUAUUCGUCACUAUGUACAAUGGCUAAAAAUGCAGUAUGGUGAAAUGGAAGCUCCCAUAAAGUACCAGAAGGUAGAGCAUAUAGGAUACCAGAAAAAUAGCUGCUGGGUGUUAUCGCCAAAUGUGUUGAGAACACCAUGACACCUAUCACAUGGCAGUCAAAAAAGAUUAAAAGAGUUGUGCGUAGCACACUUGCAGCAGAAACAUUGGCACUUGUUAAUGGUAUUGAUGCAUGUAUCUGGGUGAAAAAUGUAAUAAUGGAAAUUGUGAAGACAGAUCUAGAAGGUAUCUUGUGCUACACAGAUAACAAAUCUUUGUAUGAAGCUGCAUAUUCAACAAAUGCUUUAGAAGAUAAGUGAUUAAGAGUUGACAUGGCUUCUCUCAGACAGAGCAUCAAUCAAAAGGAAGUUAUAUUGAAGUGGAUUCCCACCAAACAUCAGUUAGCAGAUGUGUUAACAAAGCAGAGCAAAUAGCACACUUCUACUGAAUGUGCUACAAAAUGGUCAUGAUGAGUAUUAGUGACCAAUCAAAUGUUGUGUUUUCAAAAUGUUUUAUUAUAAAGUUUUUUUGAGUUUUAUUUUUUAGAAUUCAUUGCUGAAACACCACUUAGCACUUAGCAUCACACAACUAAGGACCCAAGAAAGAAUAGUCUUCAGUAACUGUUAGAUCAAGACUUGUAUAGUAGAGGGCAUUGGUGAAAAGCCAAUUUCUCCCCAGGACCACUAUACUAAGCAAGUAGGAGUCGCUAUAAAUUCCUCCCAUAGCAGCAUAAAGUGAACAACGUGCAGAAAAGAAAAUAGAGGGAGAUUGUUAAUCUUCCAUUCUAGGCGAUUACUAAUAAGAAUCAAUUGGUGGUGGGGUUUACUUGUGUUGAACCAAUCUUGCUGGUGAAAUCAUUGUGUUUAUAAUAGUGGUAUUGUGUUGUGUGUAAAUCAAUUGGGUAUAUUUGGUGUUGUGUUAUUAGGAGAACUGUGAAGAUAACCUACAGGUUAAAUGGACGUGUGUUAGAGUUCAAAUUUAAAUCCUGCCCAGAGACAUUCACAUCCAAAUUUGUAAAGGUGUUGCAGGACGAAUUUUUUCCCUUGUUGGAAAAAAAUAAGGGACUUUUUAUUUCAUUUGUGGUUCACCUUCAUGACUUUUGGAAUGAACGAAGUGGACCACUGAAAGAUGAUAUUGUGAACUGUCUAAAAAUGGCAUCUCCUGGGAUGCAGAGCAGGUUGUUGAAUGGAUGGGCAGAAGUUUUCAUUGUUUAUAUCAUGAUGUCAAGCUUCAUCACCACCACCACCAAUGACAAAAUUGUAGCGUCCUUAAAUGAGGUAUUCAUGGGCAAAACUAAAAUUAAAUUUUCAGCAUUGGAAGAAGGCCUGAUGCGAGCAUUGGGCAGAGAUGGAAAUAAAGUAAAAUGUUGGCUGCAUCCCAAUACAUCAUUCACAGAUUUGCAAGGAAGUGAUUGCAAGGCUAUUGCCAUCACAGUGGUGGCAAUGAGCACCAACCCCUUUUUUGCAGAUGUCGAUUUUUCGCAACUAAAGGUCACUCUGCGAAGUCAGUUCGGUCCGAAAAUUUUAACUCCAGUGUACUAUGAAACUGGGGAAGCAGUUAAGAAAAAGGCUAUCAGAGCCUUAAAGAUACCUCAUGUUCAAUUAUCUAAGCAAGUUUUGGACAAAAUUAGAGAAGUGUGUCUUGGUGAAACCAUUACUCCAGUAGUGGAAGAUAAUCAGGAGCAAAUAUUCUCUGCCGAUGUUAUUACUGCUUUUGAAUUGUUAAGAGGAGAUUUGGUGUCGUACUUAGCAGAUUUGCAUCAUAAAAGUAAAACAAGAAAUAUUGGCAGCAAUUUUGAGCAGGUCUUAACGCCAAGGUCUCAGUUGACCUAUAAUAGUCUUCCCACUAGUGAAAAGGCUGUUUUCAGAAAGGGGUUUCAAGCAUGCCAUCGGAAAUUAUUUCCACAAACCAAAGGAAUGGAAUGCUGUCUGCAAGUGGAAAACACGUUGCCACUGUCUGUUGUUUUGAGUGUAGAGACCCAAGUAAUAAACAACUUUGAGGUGGCAAGAUUUGCAGUACAAGAGUACCAUGUAUCAUUUAACCUUGGUGAUGAAAUUCGUGUGUAUCCUGCACAAGUAAAUAGAAAAUUGCAAAUAAAUGGCAGAACAUCAGUAGUUCUCACCCCUGUAAGAGACAGCCAAACAUACUUACUGGUCCUUACAGGUAGCAAAGAUGUCAUUUGUAACACAGAUAUAGAUUUUGAUGUUGGUGUGUCAGAUGAAGCUAUAUCUGUUGUAUCACCAAAGCGAACCAAGACCACCAGUGUCUCACUUACAUCGCCCAAGACGGUGGAAAGUAAAUCAGACAUCUUGCCUACAUCACCUAAAACAGUUGCAACUAAAUCAGCUAUAUCUGUUGUAUCACCAAAGCGAACGAAGACCACCAGUGUCUCACUUAUAUCGCCUAAGACGGUGGAAACUAAAUCAGACAUCUUGCCUACAUCACCUAAAACAGUUGCAACUAAGUCAGCUAUAUCUGUUGUAUCACCAAAGCGAACGAAGACCACCAGUGUCUCACUUAUAUCGCCUAAGACGGUGGAAACUAAAUCAGACAUCUUGCCUACAUCACCUAAAACAGUUGCAACUAAAUCAGCUAUAUCUGUUGUAUCACCAAAGCGAACCAAGACCACCAGCACCUCAGUUACAUCACAUGUACAUAGCACAUUAUCUAUAUCUGUUGUAUCACCAAAACGAACCAAGACCACCAGCGGCGAUAGCGGAAAAAGAAAAAGCGUUAUACUAUUUGACAGCCUGAGCGCUAAUGAGAGGGUGGAAGGGAAGCGGAAAAGAAAAUGAGAUAAAAGACGUGCUGAAUUACCUCCUUUUUUUACUGCGUAAUAUUAAAAUAGCAAGUGGUAACAAACUAUGAAAUGUCGUGCUUCUUUGUUUUGUUUAAUAACUUUUUGUGUCUAGUAGCAUGAUUCGGACAAAUACGUUUUUAAGCGUUUUAAUAAAUGUAGUUUACAUCUUAUGUAAUUUCGGAGAUAUCGUAGAUAUAUAUUACGUUAAUUAUGCUGAACCUUAUUAAGUGCACAAUUUGUCAAGGCUGUUAUUGGUCGAAAAACAAAAAGGACAUAUAUAAAAUCACUGUUUUGUCUAGAAAGUGUUUAAAAUUUAGAACAAUAUCUUUUUUAUUUGAACUUACUUUUGUUUAGUAGUGUUGAAGUGUUUUGUUUUCUUUCUAUUUUGCUUAUUUACAUAGGUUUAUUAUUUUUUUUAUUUUACUAAACAUUUUUUACAAUUACUUGGCAGAAAUAUUUCACAGUCCUAAAGGUUCUGGACUGAUAUGUAGCUCUGCUAAAAUUGUUUAAAAGCACAAUGUAUAUAUGUUAGAAAUCAGAUUAUAUUUGUAUCAGUUA
Molecule: messenger RNA, 5784 nt
Organism: Hydractinia symbiolongicarpus
Lineage: Eukaryota; Metazoa; Cnidaria; Hydrozoa; Anthoathecata; Hydractiniidae
Exons: 31
Coding region: 3578-5221 (547 amino acids)
Source: RefSeq, a predicted model, not a curated record